AUGAUUCAGCCAGUGCAAUCCACAGAUAAUAGCAGCAUACCAAGUCCUUAUCUAUUAUCAGCAUAUGGAACUGACAAUACUGCAACAGCGAACGAUAUAUUACAGAGAUGGUGGUAUAUAUUUAAUCAAUCCUUACAAAGAAAUAUCAGAAUCAUUGGUUUUUCUACUGACACGGAUCCAAAAUAUCUACGUGCGAUGCGUUUAAUGAGCGGUUUUCUUGGAGCUCAUCCGCAUUUUCAAGUUCACCAACACCCACAAACAUUUCAAAUAAAAAUAAGAUCACAUUGGUCUUGGUUUUAUCUUUGUGAACAACAGUUAUUAUUAUUUUUUCAAGAUUCGACACAUUUGGUAACCAAAUGGCGUAAUCGUUUAUUAUCAACAACAGCAGAAUUAUGUCUCGGAAAUCAGUCAAUAUCGAUCAAUCAUUUGCAUGAUAUUAUUGAAAACGAUACUUAUUCUAAACUUGAUGAUGGUCUAACAAAAUCUGACAUUAACCCUAAAGAUCGUCAAAACUUUAGUUCUUGUUUGAAAUUAACAUCUAAUGAUCUAAUGAUCUAUUCAACAUUUUAA
Rotaria socialis is the source of this 570-nucleotide messenger RNA. Lineage: Eukaryota; Metazoa; Rotifera; Eurotatoria; Philodinida; Philodinidae. The record is from the annotation of a GenBank genome assembly.